Molecule: messenger RNA, 897 nt
Organism: Capsicum annuum
Lineage: Eukaryota; Viridiplantae; Streptophyta; Magnoliopsida; Solanales; Solanaceae
Product: cytochrome b561 and DOMON domain-containing protein At4g17280-like
Exons: 3
Coding region: 1-897 (298 amino acids)
Source: RefSeq, a predicted model, not a curated record
AUGAUAACAAGAUUGACCUCCUUGACAAAUGAGUUGACAUCCUUGAAAAAUGUUAUAUCCGCUGAGGAACAGUUAGAAAAGAACCCAUCUUCUGGUACAGUUGAUAUCGCCUUUAGGAAGUCCGAAAACAAGUACGGGAGAUGGCUUGCUUGGGCUAUAAACCCAACAUCUACAGGGAUGAUUGGCUCGCAAGCUUUUGUUGCAUUGCAGCGUUCUGAUGGACCAUUACAAGAUGAUGAUACACCAGGAAGUCAUGGCAUGUCAGGAGAUAACAUGAAAUCUUUUGGGACUUUAGAUUUCCAUUCUGGAAAAACAACUGAUCCUAUAAAACCAAAUUUAAGGUCUGAGGUAAAGAUAGCACAUGGGAUUAUCAAUGGGGUUAGUUGGGGAAUGAUGAUGCCACUAGGUGUUGUUCUUGCUAGAUUGAGGUAUCUACCAUUACCACAGCUGCUAGCUUUGUGGUUCUAUCUACACAUAUAUUGUCAGAGUAUAGCUUAUGUUCUUGGUAUUGUUGGAGGAGGUUUGGGAUUUUAUCUCAGGAAACAAUCUCCUGGGGGAGUUAAACACACUUGUCAUAGAUAUAUUGGUUCUGCACUUUUAGUCCUUGCAACGUUACAAUUCUUAGCUCAUUGUCUACGGCUGAAAAAGGAACACAUACACAGGGUGUAUUGGAAUAUCUACCAUUGGUGCACUGGUUAUGGUACUAUCCUAUUGGCAAUUGGCAAUUGUUUCAAAGGUUUCCAACUGAUGGAUGAGGGGAUGUGGAAGAGGGUUUACAUUGCUUUUCUUGCUUCCUUGGCCUUUGUUGCUUUUGGUCUUGAAGUUUUGAGAUGGUACCUGAUGAGGGCCACAAAAGAAACAAGUUCUGCAAAUGGUGAUAUAGAAGAUAAGGCGUAG